UAACUACAAACAAACACAUUGUAGUAAUUUUGUUAAUGAUUAGAAGUAAAACAUUUAUUUUUCUAGAUGUCAUAGAGGACUCUGAGGAACUAUGUGUGAAGUGUGUAGGGCUGUGGGCUAACAAUUUAUGGGAAAAGAAGGUGCAAAAUAAAUGCACCUGUUUUGGGUGAGGGGGUUGGAACUGGAAGAGAGGGUCUAAUUGGUGCUAUGCAAGAACCAUUUUCUUUAAUAAGUCACCUGACUUGUAUUUUCCACCCUGUUGAUCUUCAUUUUGAACAUGAACAAGCUCAAGACUAAGCAAUGAGCAACAGUUCAACAGUAAAUGGAACAAGUAACCAGAAUGGCUCUAUAUCUCCAACAUCAGCCAGUGUCACCAACUUUGAAACCAGGGAGAAAAAGCGAUUGAAAUACACUGUAUACAAAGUACUAGUAACUGCAGGAGGAAAGACAUGGUUUGUUUUUCGACGAUACAAUGAAUUUUGUAAGCUACAAGAAAAUCUGAAAAAAGAUUUUCCAGGGCUACACAUCAAACUGCCGGGCAAAAAGUUCUUUGGGAACAAUUUUAGUUCUGAUCUUAUCAGCAAACGAAGACAAGGAUUAGAUGAAUUUGUUCAAAAACUUUUCAGUGAUCAGCAAUUGAUUAGCAAUCCUGAAGUGAGGGAAUUCCUGAACCUGAGUAGAAAUGUGGAUAAUAAUGAGGUUGAAGAUGACCAACUGGAUGAAGCACCGGAUACUCCAACAACCCCAGAGAGUCCAGUAUUACCUGAUUUUGAAAAGAUUGAUAAGCCAGUCGACUUGGGGCCUACUGAAAAAAACAAUGUGAAACCAAGUGAUUUUGAGUUCUUGAAAGUGAUUGGAAAAGGAAGUUUUGGGAAAGUUCUACUAGCUAAACAUAAGACUGAAGGAAAUGUAUAUGCUGUGAAAGUUUUGCAAAAAAAGAUAAUUUUGAAGAAAAACGAAAAAAAUCAUAUUAUGAGUGAAAGAAAUGUCUUGUUGAAAAAUCUGGAACACCCAUUCCUUGUGGGGCUUAACUACUCCUUUCAAACAACAGACAAACUUUAUUUUGUUUUGGACUAUAUUAAUGGAGGUGAGGUGUUUUUCCAUCUUCAAAGAGAACGGUAUUUUCCUGAACCCAGGGCUCGCUUUUAUGCUGCAGAAAUAGUAAGUGCCUUAGGCUACUUACAUUCAAAUGGAAUUGUGUAUAGGGAUCUAAAGCCAGAGAAUAUAUUAUUAGAUUCUCAAGGUCACGUGGUGCUAACAGAUUUUGGACUAUGUAAAGAAGGAUUACGUGGAAAGGACACAACAUCAACUUUUUGUGGAACACCUGAGUAUCUAGCUCCAGAAGUUUUGAGAAAGGAAGCAUAUGACAAAUCUGUGGACUGGUGGUGUUUAGGAGCUGUGUUGUAUGAAAUGAUGUAUGGUCUACCUCCUUUCUACAGUCGGAAUACAUCAGAAAUGUAUGAUAACAUUCUACACAAACCACUCAGACUAAGAACCAAUAUUUCUGUUGAGGCCAGAAAUAUUCUCGAGGCACUGCUACAGAAGAACAAAGAGAAAAGACUAGGAUCAAAGAAUGAUUCAGAAGAUGUAAAAAAUCAUGAAUUUUUUAAAACUGUGAACUGGAAUCAAUUAGAAGCACGACAGGUUCCCCCACCUUACAAUCCAAAUGUUAAUGGAGAAUUAGACUUGAAAAAUAUUGAUCCUGAGUUUAUCAAGGAGCCUGUACCAGCUUCUGUGGGUAAAAGUCAGGGAAUGAGUGCGAGUGUUCAGGAUGUGGACACAGCCUUUCAGGGUUUCUCCUAUGCACCUCCUCUUUACCUUGACAAUUGAAGAUAACAUCUAUAUAUUGUCCUAUCAGUCUUCUGUUACUGAAGUAGCAUACAUCUGAGUGCAAGGACUGAGUUACAUAAAUUUUACAAGACAUUUUAAAUCUAAGUGUAAUGUCUGGGGAGUGUUUCAAGUGUAUAGUGUUUUUAUUUAUAAAAUUGGAUGAUUUUAGCUAUACUGAAAUGAAGUAAGAUAAACAGUGUAUUAUAUAUAGUCAGUACUUGUGAUUAGCUUUACAAAUACAUGUGAACUACUAUUUCAGAAAAUAGCUUGGAAUUUUGUGGAAAGCCAUGAGGAACUUUUAUUAUGCUAAAAUAUCAUGACAGGUAGCAAAUUAUUCAUGUUACAUAAACAUGCCUGUAACUGAACAUUUGUAACUAUAAUCAAAACACAAGGAAAAACAGCUAAAAAACUUCAUAUGGUCUGUGAGGUGAUGAAUGUUUGUCAGUAAUGGUGAAAUAAAAUUUUUUCAAUAUGAAUAAGUCCAUUAAGAAAUUAUUUUGUUUCUUAAACUUGCCUUAAUGUAUGCUUUAUCAUAUUUUACAGCAGUAUUUUUUGUCACAUAUUGAUUUAAAUAUUUCUUAAAACUGAGUUCACUCUUUUAGUGUUGCAUCAUAUUUAAGCCUCAAUUGUUAAAUUUGUAUUAGUUUGACUCAUUUACGUAAAACAAUAAUAAAUGUUUUGUUUAAUAUAUCUAACAUUUACUUUGAAUGCAUAUCUUUUUUUUUACAUCAAAUAUUGUUGAAAUUUUUUAAAACAAAUUUUAACCCUUUACCUCUUGGAAGUUUCUGGUGGCAAGUAAUAUUCCUUCAGUUACUAGUAAAAGUCAUACUUGUGAUCGAAAUAUAUUUUUUAGAGGCAUACCAUAAAAGAUGAUGAUAAUCUAGCAAUAAAUAUAAGAUUACUUUUACCAAAACACUGUUUUUAUCCCAGUAGUAAAACAAUUAAUCACUAGAUUAUAUUUUGUGGCCCAAAAACAUUUAAUAGACUUUAAAAUCCAUUUUAAUAAAUGCUGGUUAAACUCUGGGGAAGACAGUUCAAGAACAUUUCUUCAACUUGUUUGGUACACAUAGUACUACUAUGUUACAUGUUAAGUGAGAAAAUGAAUGUAAAAAUAAUGUUCUCAGAAUUUUAUUUGUAGUGUUUUGGACUUACAACACUUUUUUGCAAUAAUAUUAAAUGAUUUAUCAUUUCUAAGAAAUGAAUAUGGAAAUGACUGUCUGUUAAGUCAUGUUAUGCUUCCUGCAAUUUAUAUUUGUGGAAAAUUAAUGAGGUGGAUUAGUUUAAAAAUGUGUGGGCACACACUUCUAUCAUGAUGAAAUAUGUAAAUAAAAAAAAAAAAACCAUUAAAUUCAUUUAGGUUUUGAUAAUUUUUUACAAUUAAAAUUUAUUGAAGUAUACUAGUUUAUUAGAAUUCUGUGUUAUGAGCAACAAUUGUUAUAAUUCAAAAUCUACUUAUUUCAUAAUUUUUAUCUUCUAUAAAAUUAUUUCACAAAUAUGAAAAAGCUGAUACAAUACUAUUCUGAUGUGUACUAUGCAAAAGUUGUUUUAUGUGUUGAAGACAGAGACUGAAAUUAAUGUGAAUUGUUUUUUAUUUUUUAUAACAUUUUCCUUAGUGAUAUUUUAGAAAGAGAAGGCUUAUUGGAAGUUUUCUAAUGAACAGCACCACAUAGUGGUAGCUUAAGAGAUGAUGAUUCUUUUUUUUUUAUGUACCUUCUCUAAGUCAGGGAAUUGAAGAACAAUUCAUGAAACUGAUUGAGACUUUGCUCUGGGACUUGUUGCAAAGCAGCACCAGCCAUAAUAAAACACUGAACAUAGACAAAGUUAAUUAAAUGUGAAAACUUUAUGAUAUUAAUUUUUUUUUAUUAUUUCCUAAGUUCUAGAGUUUUUUGUAUUGCAAUUAGUUUAAGAGACUGAUAUUCUUGCCCUAUUAUGAAAAAAAAACACUUGUUAUCUAUGCUUGGGCAACAAUGAAAGUUGAAUGCCAUUGCAUUAAUGACUAUAUAUUAAUUUGGUGAUUUUGAUUCCUAAAUUCUAAUUCCUAUAUAAUGCUUUUCUGCAUCCUUAAAACCACUAAUACCAGAUACAUUUAUUGUUAUCACUAUUAUGUUGUUGCUGAGGCUUUUACUCCUUGUUUGUUUACUACCAGUGAACUUCACAUCUUUUCAUUGUUUCUCAUGUUUGCUUGUAUAUUUGCAUCUCUUUAUGUUACACCUAUUCACACCAUUACAUUAUAUGGACAUUUUCAAGAUUUUAUCAUAGUAACACUAACUAUACUGUUCACCUUUGAUGUUUGUGCAUCAUUAAUAAAUAGCAUUAUACAAUUUUUGGUAAAUACUAGUGUAUGACACUUGACUUUGGUUCACAACAUCAAAUAAUAAACCAAUUAUCCACUCACAUAAUCUUGAUUAUAACCUUUUUGUAAACAAAUUUGUUAUGUUUAUAUUUGGUGCAUGCUCUUUUGAUACAUACCAUUCUGCAGUACAGGUGCUUUUAGUACACAUAUACAGCUCCAUUUGGCACACACACCAUUUAACAAUAUAGCCUUAUUAGUAUGCAUCAUCUUAUGUUACAUGUUUUCUUGGCACACACUACUUUGUGUUGUUUGCAGUUACUCCUGGAUCCUACCACUCCAUUUGAUAGAUAUUCUUGACAUGCAGUACUUUUAUUGCUCUUUCUGUAAGUGUAAUCUACUUCACCUUUAUUUUUCAGAAGUCUUACAUUUUUGUUUUAGGUCUUCACUCUUUAAUUACACAAGUGAUAAUUCAUUAUGCACAACUUGAGAACUGUUUUCUAGUCCAUUUCAACUUUGUAAUAUCUUUGUAGUUAAAUACAUGUCUAUCUUCAGCUCCAUUCCUAUGUCUAAAAGCUCUAAGAAUUUCGAAUUAAAGUGAGCUUUUCAAAACACAACUUCAGUCAUCUGUGAAUUAAUCUAUUAUGAUCUGUAGAUUGUUGAAUUCUGUUAGUUUUGUUUUGCUCUGUUGUCCAAAAACUAUUUUUUCUCCAUCAUGAUGGACUUCCUUAUGAAAGUCCUGAAGUAGUCUUGUUAUGAUGUUAUUACAGGAUGACAUUGCUGUGUGCAUCACAUAGUAAAUAGUAAAGUAAGUUGAACUUGCUUCAAGUUUAUAGUAUGUAAUAAGCAAUAUAUGCUCUGUAGAUUGUUGUAUUGAAGGAAACUUUUUUAGGAUUUUUAUCAUUCAAGGUUUUCUUUCUUAUGGAAACUACCAUUAUAUGUAUUACUCUUUCUUUAAUUGUAAGUCUAAAUGUGGAGAUUAUACAUGAUGCCAUUUUAUUCCGUUUUAUAUUUCAGUUAUGUAAUUAGAUAAAAACCAGAAACUACUUAACAGAGUUAUUUUAGUAUUUUUUUUUACCUCUGUGGCAUCCCGUGAUGGCUGAAUGUUAAGUUUGAGUUCUUAUAAUUCUGAAAUCAGGAGUUUGAUUCAUCAUGGUGGACACUGUGCAUGUAAUUCAUUGUGUAGUUUUGUGCUAAACUACCAAAAUGACAACAAAUUUGCUUUGGCAUUACCUAUCACUCUUGUUUAUAUUAAUUUAUAGAUAAAAUAUGAAAUGAUCUUUAAUUACAGUAUGCAUUGUUCCCAAUUUUUAUGAAAUUAGGAUAUGUAGUUGUGUACAUGGUCUAAGUUAGACCAUUCCUUUAGAUUUUCUCUUAUGUUCCUGCCAUCAGAUAACACCAGAGUAGAAAAAUACAUGAAUGCCAAAAUGCCAUAUUUUUUAAGUCUUUAUUAUCAGAGAAAUUAACAUCUGGUAUUAACAUUGUAGAUGCAGAAUACUUUGUUAAAAGAGCACAAGAAAGCACAGAAUAGGAUUAAGUUAUCAAGUUUAUAUUAAUCCUUCCAUUAAAGAUUUCUAGCAUCCAAUAUAUAUAAAGCAGUAUAAUUAUUUAAUGAACCAGUUUUAAUUGUGAAAAAACAAUGUGUUAAUAUCUAUGUCUGACCAGCUUAUUGAAUCUUUCAAAUACUGUUAGUAUUUACAUAUCAUGUUUUGUUUUGAAGUAAAUAUUAUGAAAUACAUGUAAUGGUUAGCUCAGAUCUUUAAUUUUUUGAUUAUAAAUUUGAAUUAUGAAUGUUCUCAAUAGCUAUUUGUGUGUCACUUAACUCCUGCCUAUUAAUAUAUCCUUCUGGUGUAGCAUUCGUUAUUUUAUUAAUUUCUUUGUAAGUUUUGAAAUUAUUACUGCUAGUGUUGUAAUUAUUAUAAAUGUCUCUGCUUGAGUAACUGUUAAGACCAAUUUAUCAAAAGUUGCAUUUUGCAUCUUAAAAAAAAGAAACUGUAGAAAAUGUUGUGAUAAAGAUGAUAAAAUCCAUAAGGAAACUAUUAUAUAUUUUUUUAUUAUUCCUUAAAGGAAAACCGAUACUGUUUUUUGUUUUGUGGUGGUUUAAUGUUUUCAAAAACACUUAGUACACAAAUUAUGCAUUUUAAUUGAUUGGAUGUAAAUGAUUUACUUGAGCUGUCUAAGGCAUUUGAAGGUUAUUGUAAUGGUUGAAUUUUGUUUUAACUUAUAAACAUCCUCAUAUAUUAGUCACAUAAGAAUUAGUUAAUUUAGCAAGUUUCUUUUUAAAACUAAGUUUGUUCAGAGAUCAUCUACUGCAGUGCAUGUCUCCAUUUUUAUUAAACUACAAAAGGUGUUUUUUUAAAUAAUCUUGUGCAGUAUUUUUAUAUUGGUUACAAGAUUAUCAUUAACAACAGUUUUGUAUAUUUUUAGGUAUUAAAAUAAGUAAUAUAUAUCGAUAAUACAACAUGAAGGCAGUGUUUUCCAUGUAAGGCGUUGUUUGUCCCUGUGUUAGAGCUCUGAACUUCAGAGCUGGUGUACCAGGUUCAAAUCCAUUUAAUACCAUUCCCCACUUUUUAUGAUGUAGGUAGAUUAUAAGAGUGAUAGUAAACUCUUAGUGUGGAUUGUAGGGUGGCUGUCUUCCCUCUGCAAUGGCAGAAGUUCAAAAUUAGGGAUGGUGGCAGAUAGCCUUUAUAGUAAUUUUACCAUAAAUACAAAUACCUCUUCUAUAUUGUUUUUGAUUUACGAGAUUUUGGCUACAAUUUUAGUAAUCUGAUCCACGUAUUUAAGUCAGUGGACUGACCGAAUUAAUUUUGACUGUUUUUUUUAGUAUACAUAUUGAAGCAUCUGAGACUGAAAACUUUAAAUUAAAUAGUAUGAAAUAGAAAACCGUAUUUUUUUGUCUUGAUUUAACAAUGUUAGUAGUAAAACUUAUGAAGCAGGUAAACUUCCUUAAAGCAACUUUGUUGAAUUUGUUUCUUUAUAAAUUAAUGUGAAACUUAUGAAUUAUUUUCAGGUUAUUACCACAUUUUUGAAACCAGGAGAAUCUUGUUUGAAAGUCAUUUAAAGAAAUGCGUGAUUUUUUUGUUAACUAGCAGUUUUGUUACAUUCAAUUAUUGUAUAGUUAUGUGGGCUUCUUUAACAAGAGACUUUUAUCAAAGUUCAGCUAAACCUUUGAUCUAACUAAAUAGUAAGUAAUACAAACUGUUUGUUAAAUUAUACGAUAUUCUGUGUAAAAUAACUUUCAAGAAACGAGAUGAGUACUGCUUCUAAUCUGUUGAAUGUCGUUAGAUCUAUACCUUUGUUCUGAACUGUGAUGGAAAGAUCAUAGAUCUUAGGAAAUAGCUAAUUGUAUUACUAUUACAUUACUAUUUACACCUGAUUUGUUGUUAAUAAACUUAAGGAGCAAAUAUUUUAAAGCUAUUUUAAGAUGAACAAUAUUGAAUUUAAACUGUACGAUUUUCAACUGUGUAACUUAUGAUGUACAGAAGUUGUCAAGAGGAGGGGGCAAAUUAGGGAGGAAACGAUGCGUUUGGUUUUCAAAAAUCAAGUUCUGCUAUUAUGCCAUCCACUUGGUUAAUUUUAUAAGUUUUAUUUUUAAAAUGUAAAAUCCACUUGUAUGUUUGUAACUGUAAAACGGAUAUUUUUUUGAAUCACAUUUUAUCUGAUCAUUGACAGAAACUUCAAAGAACUGUUACGUUAUAUUAAACUACAAAAGACGAGUUUCAUAUGGAAGUGCUCACUAUCAUGACGCUUGGAACACUUGUGUGAUAAUACUGUCUGCUUGUAUUCUCUGUAACGUUUCUUUUUUAUCGUUUGCUUAUUUCUAUGAAAAAUUGCUACUGUUCGUGAGUGCAUUAAAGUAUGCGUUAACAUGGAAUACCGGAUUGCCCCCCCCCCCUAUUUAGGUUGGUGGUUUGGGAGAAUGGGAAUGGAGUUGAGGCGAAAUGUGCUUAUUUUUGUGUAAAACAAUUAUCUUAUUACAUAUUAAUUCAUAUACAUGCCCACAUAUUGAGCUCAAGUUUGUUUUUGUUUUCGUAAAUAUGGGUGGAUGAUGGGAGUAUAAUCCCUGAUUAUUCAGGAACAUUUGUAUUAAUGAUGGUGCAUUUUAUGAUUUUUAAUGAUAUUCUGUUGUUUGUUUUUUUACUUGUUUCUGAUAGUGGUAAUUUGUUUGUCGUACUUAUUAGCAUUAAAAGAGUUACGGUAUGGAUUCCAUUCCAUUUUUAACAGUUUUAUACAUUUCGGUUACUUUUUUGCUCCCCACACCUCAUUGGUAAGCUUUAGAGCUUAUAGUGCUAAAAUUCGGGGUUCGAUUCCCAUGAAGGGCACAGCACAGAUAACCCAUUGAGCAGCUUUAUACUUAACAACAUAGAAACAGAACAUCAGGUACUGUCAAAAAUAGAAUUUUGAUCACAUUUAAAUGAAUCGGUGUUAGUUUAGCCAUUUAGCGCACAUAACAUGGAUAUUUUUUUGUAUUUGGAUUUUUUUGGGAAGAGGUUACAGAUUUUUGAUAAUACAAGUGAUCAAUUAGAGAUCUUAAACGAUUCAGUUUUUGAAUAAUCCUGAAUGAGGCAUUAGAAUAUAUAGCAAAUCUAAUUAAUCGCCUUUCAUAUUUGAGGUCAAUUAACCAAUUGUUUCUAGGUUAUCUUUUAUUUUAUACGCAAGUAGAAAAUUUAUAAUUUUAUAGCUGAACUGGAUAAUUAGAUUUUUUUUCAGUAGGAACUGUAUGUUGCUAUCUUAGAAGCAUCGAAACUUGAAAUUAAUUAGUACAUGGAUACUGAUUAAAAAGGGUAUUUACAUGAAAAUGUUAAAUAUGUUAUUGUAAAGAUGAUGAUAAAUUGUUGAUUCUUCAGUAUUUUCGAUUUAAUCUACAUUUUUACUUCGAUGUUUUGUUAAUAAAUGUAUCUGUGUAUAAAUAAAAUGGCAGUUUAGUUACAGUGAUGUACGAUAUAGCAAA
Molecule: messenger RNA, 9071 nt
Organism: Limulus polyphemus (Atlantic horseshoe crab)
Lineage: Eukaryota; Metazoa; Arthropoda; Merostomata; Xiphosura; Limulidae
Product: serine/threonine-protein kinase Sgk2-like
Exons: 17
Coding region: 301-1830 (509 amino acids)
Biological process (GO): protein phosphorylation
Molecular function (GO): phosphatidylinositol binding; protein serine/threonine kinase activity; ATP binding
Source: RefSeq, a predicted model, not a curated record